Monomorium pharaonis (pharaoh ant) is the source of this 2643-nucleotide messenger RNA. Its product is annotated as lactosylceramide 4-alpha-galactosyltransferase. Gene Ontology annotation, molecular function: alpha-1,4-N-acetylgalactosaminyltransferase activity. The record is from RefSeq and is a predicted model, not a curated record. Bases 1378 to 2457 code for a protein of 359 amino acids. NCBI's taxonomy places the organism in Eukaryota, Metazoa, Arthropoda, Insecta, Hymenoptera, Formicidae. The transcript has 6 exons. Gene Ontology annotation, biological process: glycosphingolipid biosynthetic process.
GUUCUACAGCAGCGGAGGGGUGAUACUUGGUUGAUACUCUAAGUACCGGCGAUAUCAUUUCUGCUAGUCACUAGAUAAUGCUCAGGGAAGAGACGUCUGUUCUCGAUCGUCAGUAUUCGUACUGUUCUGACUAAAGUGUUCCGUCUGUGAUUCCAUUAUGAACCAUUGGUCACCCGUGUGGCGAUCAAUACGGGGGCGGUGAAACGGGGUGACUACUGCCUGUGAGGGUGAUUACUAUCGUGACGUGUAUGUCACGUUUAGUUCAACGAGAAUCCUUCUCGAAAGCGAAACAAAAUAAUUCUUGUAGGAGAAUAUUGUGGUGUCGCCAAUAGCCAACGAUAAUCCAUCAAUUGAUAACACAAAAAAUUUUUCUAACGCUUUUCUAUUUCGUGUAAAAUAGUUAGCACAGACGUGCUCUCAACGAUUCUACCGGUGUCAGAAUAUACAGCUUAUGCUUUAAGAAUUUUACACACGCGUUUCGUGCAUUCGUUUGAGCUUAUCUCGAAAGCAACGCCUCUUUUCCACGCGACAAUUUUGACCGUAGUGUCAGAUCAGAGUACGAGUUAGUAUGAAACGCAUUUUCGUUCUGGAUGGAAAAAAUUGGAACACAACCGAGUUGUUUUCCAAUUGUCGCUGAGGUAUUCCAUUAACUGAUUUAAUUUUUUCGUCGCGUGUAAUGCGGCGUGCACGAGCGUGACAUAAUGUGAACGAAAAUAAAAAAAAAACGAACACGCAACACAAAAUCUAUUCCAGAUAAAAAUAAUUCACACAUCGUUGAAUACUAAUUUUGUACGUUAUCUUUUGUGAAAGAGAUAAUAACACUGUCAUAUUUGUGUUAAAUUAUGAUGACUGGAGGAGAUACUUGACACGAAAGACAAAUUGUGCAAAGAUAAAUACGAAAGGAACUUACGAGCGAGUGCUGUAAAGCAGCAGCGUGCUGUAAGUGGAGGGAUAGCGAACAGCUUGCUCGACGGCGCUCGACUAUUUGUUGUCUCCUUUUUUCUUGAGCUGUCUCCUUCAAGGAAAGGAAAGAAAGAUAGUCGAUUAUUGAUCGCUCGCUGCUGUAAAAGAUUCGAGACUGGAAACACUGCUUCCAUGAUGCUGAUUGGUUCUCUCACUGCGCUUACUACGUGUUUCAAGAGUAGCUGCCAUUGCGAUUGAAUUUUGACAGCUGUCAAAUUGAAAGAAAAAAGUAGGAAAGGAAAGAGAUAGGUGGAUAGAUAGAUUAAGAGAUAGAAAAAGAGAAAGAAAGAUUACGGGAGACACAAAAAAUUAAAAGGAGAAACAGCGAUUUUUUCAGAAAGAAGGAACAAAAAGAGAUAGAAAGAAAGUUUAAGAGAGAAGACAUUAUGAGAAAUAUCAGUAUAGCAUAGUCCAAUGAGAAAAUCCAUAAAAAUGAAAAAGAGAUUAUUGUGGUGCGGUUUCGCUUUCGCUGUCGUGCUUCUUAUCCUUAUGAUUUCGACUGAGAGCAACAUCAUUCAAAGGAUACCAUUCCUCGACGUAACGACGGUCAACGAUAUCAGAUGCUACAAUGAAGAUUCGACCACAAAAGGCAUCGAUGAUUUCGAUUCGGAAACAAAUGUCAACAAACCAGUACCCGGUAGAAAUAUUUUCUUCCAUGAAACUUCUUGUUUCGGCGAAGAGGGUUUUACGUUAAAUGCUCGACAAGCCUGUGCCGUGGAAUCAGCUGCGCGGAUGAAUCCAUCGAUGACCGUAUACCUGUUGUUCAUCAGCAAGUUGGACUUCUCGAACAGCACGCGUGAGAUCGUCAGGCAUCUUUUCAACUAUCCCAAUGUCAGAAUCCAACAUAUUGAUUCGCAGAGAUACGUCAAGAAUACACCCUUGGAUGCAUGGUACUCCAGCGGCGUCCUUAAAAAAAGCCAUUGGCCAACAAGUCACAUGUCCGACAUGCUGCGUUAUUUGACUCUGUGGAAAUAUGGCGGUAUCUACCUCGAUCUGGAUGUAGUGGUCACUAGCUCGCUAGAAAAUCUAACAAAUUUUGCCGGCGCUGAAGAUUCGGACGACGUCGCUGCCGGUGUCAUGGGCUUCGAUAUGUCGAAGCUAGGUAGGCGCGUGGCUGACGCUUGCGUGCGUGAUUUCAAAAAGAAUUUUCGCGGCGAUGUCUGGGGUAACAAUGGACCUGGAGUUAUCACGAGGACGCUGCAGAAACUUUGUGCAACAAUGUAUGCACGUGAUAUGACGACCGAUCGUUGCCAUGGCUUCACCGUAUAUCCACCGUCAGUUUUCUAUCCGAUUCACUACAAAAAAUGGAAGAAGUAUUUUGAAAUAAAAGACAGUAACGCAACUUUGAAGAUAUUGAGUAAGGCGAAGGCGAUUCACGUAUGGAAUAAGUUGAGCAAAACCGAAAAGGUUCGAGUAAACAGCAAUGUACCAUAUGCCGUUAUCGCACGAAAUUAUUGUCCUUACGUUUUUAAUAACUACGGUAAAAUAUUUUAAAUCUAAACCUAAUUAGAAUAAAAAAGGAGGUUCUGUUCGACCGACAUGAUAUAUUGGAAACGUUCCACACGCGAUAUCUGUAGAACGAGUUUAUCCGAUGCAAUUGGAACAGCGAUGACAUUCGUCAAAUAAAAUUUAACGAGACAAAGGCUGAUUUAGAAAAGUAUUCCAUUCAAUGUUUUUUCU